AUGGCGUCCGCGAUGCUCGAGUUUCGUACUCCAGGCUACAACCCAUAUGCCGUCAAGUACUCUCCCUACUACGACUCCCGCAUCGCCGUCUCCGCCGCAGCGAACUAUGGUAUAGUGGGCAAUGGUCGGCUGUUCAUUCUCGGUCUCGGUCCCGCAGGCAUCCAGCUUGAGAAAGGCUAUGAUACCAACGAUGCGCUUUACGACCUUGCCUGGUCUGAGAUCAACGAGAACCAGCUGGUCGUUGCUUCUGGCGAUGGCUCCGUUAAGCUGUACGAUCUGGUGACCAGUGGCGAUUUCCCCGUCAUGAACUUUGUAGAGCACAAGCGUGAAGCAUUCUCUUGGUCUCCUUCUCGCCCGACGUCAAUCAAGACCUUCCCCGUCGGCACCUGCACCUACUCAGCUUGCUUCUCACCGCACAAUCCUAACCUGAUUUCGUGCGUCUCUUCCGACUCAAACAUCCGCAUCUACGACUUGCGCAGCCCCGUGUCGGCCAAGUACCAUCUGACGACCGUCAUUCCGGCCCACGCGCCGCCCGUGACUCCCGUCGGUGUACUCGCGGCCCUCGCUAAUGGGCAGACUUACGCUGGCGCCGUGCCCAGCGAGAUCCUGACCCAUGAUUGGAACAAGUACCGCGACACCGUGGUUGCGGCUGCCGGUGUCGAUCGUCUCGUUCGAACCUUUGACAUCCGCAACCCCACCGGCGGCCCGCUGUCGAUCCUGAUGGGCCACGAGUAUGCCGUUCGCCGCCUUGCCUGGAGCCCCCACGCGAGCGACGUGUUGGCCUCGGCCAGCUACGACAUGACCGUGCGCGUGUGGAGCGACGGCUCGGCCGCCAUGCCACCGGCUCCCAGUCAGCCCCCGGUCAUCCAGCUUGGUCAACAGCUUGGGCUGAUGAAUCGGCACGCUGAGUUCGUUACCGGUGUCGAUUGGUGUCUAUUUGGCUCUGGUGGCUGGCUCGCAUCGGCCGGCUGGGACCAGCGCGUGCUGGUGUUCGAUGCCCAUACCUUGCUUCCUCCCGUUCUCUGA
This is a messenger RNA of Thermochaetoides thermophila DSM 1495, 1026 nucleotides long. RefSeq lists its product as uncharacterized. The record is from RefSeq and is a predicted model, not a curated record. The transcript has 2 exons. Gene Ontology annotation, cellular component: cytosol; peroxisomal matrix. The coding region runs from base 1 to 1026 and encodes 341 amino acids. NCBI's taxonomy places the organism in Eukaryota, Fungi, Ascomycota, Sordariomycetes, Sordariales, Chaetomiaceae. Gene Ontology annotation, molecular function: protein binding. Gene Ontology annotation, biological process: protein import into peroxisome matrix.